GUUGUGUUGUUAUUUUUGUGACAGAUAAAUUCAAAAACAGAUUGUAAUAACUGAAGAUUUUAUGUUUAGUUAGUGUUGGCAAUCUACCAUCACAUGCAAUCAUGUCCCAUAAUAUAUUUGAGUGCCGAGUUUUGCUGCACCAACUCCCUGCAGCUGCCGUGGGGAGGGGCUGGUGUGCCAUGCCAAGCCUCGCUCAAGUGUGUGCUGAUGCUGGCAGUGUGAAGUGUGAAGUUUUGGAUGCUGGGGCUGCCUCUUCAGCCCCUGCAGUUCCACCUGAGAACAUCAAGGAGGAGUUAGUGGAAAGGAUGGAGCUAGUUUGCGUGAAAGAAGAAUCAUUUCAUUAUGAUGAAAAGGGACAAACACAUGAGCCUCCCAGCCCUGGGUGUGGGUACCUGCCAGUCCCUCCUCCCCCGCUGUGUGUGCCCUGCAAGAGGGAAGCGCCAAGUGAGGCUCAUGAGGCUCCCCACGCCCCCCAACAACCCUCAGCCAUGGCAGGGGUGACAGAAAAACAGCAAAGCAGUAGCAAGUCCUCCAUGGCGGAGGGAGCUGCAUUGGCGGCUGGUGGCGGUGGCCACGUCUCUGCAUCAUCCAGCUCCAAGCAGCUCACCCAGAAGCUGCAUAUUCCUGAUAAGCAUGACCGCAAGAGAACAUUUCACUGUGCUGAUUGCGAUUAUGUUUGCAUUAAAAAAUGUAACAUUAAGUAUCAUGUUCUUGCUCAUCAUUCAGAAAGACCUGUCAAGUGCUCAGAGUGUCAAUUUACAUGUGUUGAUGGCUGGCGACUGAAAUCACACAGACUUUCGGUGCAUUCAAUGGUGAAACCUUUGCACUGUUCUCACUGUAGAUAUGAAUGCGUAACAAAAUAUUCCUUAGAUAUGCACAUUCUAGCAAAGCACACUGCUGAGAAACCUUUUAAGUGCUCUCAGUGUAAUUACUCAUGCAUCAGGCUAAUUGACUUGAACCGUCAUGUUCUUUCAAAACAUGCAUUGGAGAAACCUUUUAAAUGUUCCCAGUGCAAAUAUUCUGCUGCCGAUCAAACUUACCUGAAGCUACAUAUUCGUUUAAAGCAUUCUGAUGAGAGGCCUUUCAACUGCUCUGAGUGUGGAAGUGCUUUCAUUAGACAAUCUCAUUUGCUUAGACAUAUGCGUACUAAGCAUGCUACUGAAAAACCCUUCCGCUGUCCUGAGUGUCAAUACACUUGUGCUGAAAAAUCUAUCCUGAAUUCUCAUAUUCGUUUCCAGCAUUCAACAGAAAAAAAUUUUUGCUGUACUGAGUGUAACUAUGCUUGCACUACAAGUUCACGUUUAAGGUUGCAUAGACUUUACAAACACUCGACUAAGAAACCCUACAACUGCUCCCAGUGUGAUUACGCUUGCGUCACAAGAGGAGCUAUGAAUGACCACGUUCUUGGCAAACACAGCAAAGAGAAAUCUUUCCGCUGUUCAGAGUGUGAUCAUGCCUACGCCACAAAGAAGCGUUUGAAGAGGCAUAUUCUCAGCAAACAUUCAUCAGGCAAAAAUUUUCACUGCUCUGAAUGUAGCUUUUCAUGCAUCUCGCAAGAAAAUUUAAAUUUGCAUAUUUGUUGCAAACAUUCAGAGAAAAAUUUCCAAUGUCCCAAAUGUGAGUAUGCUUGCGCUAAGCAAUAUGAUUUAAAUGGACACAUUUGUGCUAGGCAUUCAACAGUGAAACCUUUUCACUGCUCUGAAUGUGAAUAUUCUAGCACCAUCCAACUUCAGCUGAAUAAGCAUAAAAUAUCUGUCCAUGGAGCUAAGAAGCCUUAUCAGUGCUCCGAGUGUGAAUAUGCUUGCAUUACAAAACGUAUGCUAUACUUACACUCUCUCCGUAAACAUUCUUCGGAGAAACGUUUCCACUGUACCAAGUGUAAAUAUUCUUGUGUCAUCAAGCAGACCCUCGACAGCCAUGUUCUCCGCAAACAUUCAACUGAUAGACCAUAUCACUGCUCACAGUGUGAAUAUACUUGCCUUACAAACCAUGAGCUACAGCGACAUAUUCUUUCUAGGCACACAGCAGAGAAGCCACUCAAGUGCAAUGAAUGUGACUUUGCCUGCGUUACAAAACAAGGUUUAAAGACGCAUCAACUUGCUAAGCAUUCAACCGAAAGGCCUUACAAAUGCUCCAAGUGUGGAUAUGCUUUCCUCACAAAAUAUAGUCUGAAUUAUCAUAUGAUUGCCAAGCAUUCUACAGAGAAACCUUUCUGCUGCCCUCACUGUGAUUUUUCCUUCGUCACAAAACGAUAUUUGGAUCGACAUAUUUCGACGAAGCAUUCAGCUUUGAACCCAUCUCUGGGCAAAGUGUCACAUUCUCUUCCAUCUCCUGGCUUAGAUUUGAAUUUGCCUCCUUCCUCUGGCAUUGAGUCUACAUUGCCUCCUUCCCCUGACUUGGAGUCAAAUUUGCUUUGUUCUUCAGGCGCAGAGUAUAAUAUGCCUUCUUCUGACUUGGAGUCAAAUUUGCUUUGUUCUUCAGGCAUAGAGACUAAAUUACCUUCUUCUCCUGACUUGGAGUCAAAUUUGCUUUGUUCUUCUGGCGCAGAGUAUAAUAUGCCUUCUUUUGACUUGGAGUCAAAUUUGCUUUGUUCUUCAGGCAUAGAGUCUAAUUUGCCUUCUUUUCCUGAUUUGGAGUCAAAUUUGCUUCACCCGUUAGAUACAGAGUCUAAAUUCUUUUCUUCUCCUGGCUUGAAGUCAAAUUUGCUUCGUUCUUCAGAUGCAGAGUUCAAUUUGCCUGAUUCUCCUGACUUGAAGUCAAAUUUACUUCAUUCUUCAGACGCAGAGUCUAAUUUGCCUCUUUCCCCGGACUUGGAGUCAAAUUUGCUUCAUUUUCAAGGCGCAGAGUCUAAUUUGCCUUCUUCUCCUGACUUGGAGUCAAGUUUGCUUUCAACCUGGCUAAGAGUUAAAUUUUCAUCGUUUACCUGACUUGCAGUCAAGUUUCUCCCCUCCUCCUCGCUUAGAAUGAAAUUUUUAAAUGGUUUUUCUGUUGGUUGCAUCUGGUACCUGCAGACGUUGCUCGUUUUCUGCGGCUCAACGAUAACCAGCCGAUAUCCUGAGACGUGUUCUCCAGCAGCCAUGACUCAAAUUAACAGCCAUUGAUGAAAGUUACAGGAAAUUUUGCAAUAGGAUGACAGGUCGUUGAUAUUGCAAUUACAAUUGGGAUAUUUUCCCUUACAAUAAAACUGAUUUCCAAGUUGUUGUCUCUUGAAUUUGGAGGUUACAUUCGUGAAGCGUUUUUAUAAACAUGCGUCAUUUUCCUGCACGCUUUAUCGUUCCAACUCAUUUUCUCAAGAGAACAUUGGCACAACUCAUGCAAAUUGGACCUUUUUAGCGCAUUUUCUAAUUUAUGGAAAAAAGGGUCUAUUGUGCUCAU
Messenger RNA from Hyalella azteca, 3375 nucleotides. Its product is annotated as zinc finger protein 425-like. Lineage: Eukaryota; Metazoa; Arthropoda; Malacostraca; Amphipoda; Hyalellidae. Gene Ontology annotation, cellular component: nucleus. Gene Ontology annotation, molecular function: RNA polymerase II transcription regulatory region sequence-specific DNA binding; DNA-binding transcription factor activity, RNA polymerase II-specific. The transcript is spliced from 4 exons. The record is from RefSeq and is a predicted model, not a curated record. Gene Ontology annotation, biological process: regulation of transcription by RNA polymerase II. The coding region runs from base 102 to 2927 and encodes 941 amino acids.